Misgurnus anguillicaudatus (oriental weatherfish) is the source of this 3440-nucleotide messenger RNA. It is a transcript of the gene tox, whose product is annotated as thymocyte selection-associated high mobility group box. Gene Ontology annotation, cellular component: nucleus. Lineage: Eukaryota; Metazoa; Chordata; Actinopteri; Cypriniformes; Cobitidae. Gene Ontology annotation, molecular function: chromatin DNA binding. The record is from RefSeq and is a predicted model, not a curated record. Gene Ontology annotation, biological process: regulation of transcription by RNA polymerase II; leukocyte differentiation.
CACAGGCAAAGCGCUCGCUCCUCUCCAUACAGCAGUUACACUGAGCCACAGCUGCAACGAUAACAUACACAUCUCUACUCUCAGCAGUCAACACAUAAACGUCCUCGACAGAUGCUUUUUUUCUCGCCAAACCUGAGCGACUUCUUCAGCGGUAUCUCUCUGUUGUAAAACGCCCGCGUUAGAGGUUCAUAUAAAAGUUUUUGUGAAAACCGCGGAACGGAUGUGAGUGUCUCAGUCUUUCAGUCUUCAGCUUUCACCUUCUCUCUCAUUUGCGUUGCGAUCUCUGAGUAAGAGAGGAACACAAAAUCUAGUGGAAAGGCAAUAGGGACCGGUUGAUGAUUUUACUGAAAUGGACGUGAGAUUUUAUCCACAGCCUCCAUCAGCAACAGAUCCUUCCCGACUGGGACAGUCGCACUAUUCGGACUCUCCGUACUGCAAUAAGUACAACAGUGAAAACAUGUUCAUGAGUAUGCCAGAGCCCAGCCAGGACUUUGUGCCAGGGAACCAGUUUCGCAUACCUGCCAGUCCCAGCCAGACGCAGCAUGGCAACAAACAGGCCGGCGGCCACUGGAAAAGAGAGAACCAUACACACACGGACGGCCCGCGUCUGACAUGGUCCUACCCAGUGCCCAGUCUUGGGGACGAAGACUUCAACAUCCCCCCCAUCACUCCCCCCACCCUUCCUGAACACAUGCUGGCACACUUGCCCGAAUCUGAGUCCGGAGCAUACCAUCCCCUGUGUUCCCCUGUCUCCCAGAAUGGACUGCACCACUUUCACCUGCAAGGAAUGGACCUGCCUGGCAUGUCAGUCCCAAACAUGUUGGGCCAAGAUGGAGGCCUGCUCACUAACUCUCUGUCAGUGAUGCAGCAAAUGGUCAAUUCAGACUCCCGUUACGGUGGUCAUCCUCAGGUGGACACACUGAGACCCAGAAUACAGCCUGGCAUGGUUUCCCAAGGUCAGCUGACUACUAUCAACCAAUCACAACUCAAUUCCCAGUUGGGGUUAAACAGCAACAAUGGCACCCAUGGCUCCCCAUCUCCACCGGAGAGCAAGUCAGCCACACCCUCCCCCUCCAGCUCAGUGCAUGAGGACGAUGCAGAUGAUGCUGCCAAGAUAAACGGGGCAGAGAAAAGAGCAGCCACAGAUAUGGCCAAAAAGCCCAAAACCCCCAAGAAGAAGAAGAAGAAAGACCCGAACGAGCCCCAGAAGCCGGUGUCGGCGUACGCCUUGUUCUUUAGAGACACACAGGCAGCAAUCAAAGGCCAAAAUCCUAAUGCCACAUUUGGGGAGGUUUCCAAAAUAGUGGCAUCCAUGUGGGACGGUCUGGGAGAGGAACAGAAACAGGUGUACAAGAAAAAAACCGAGACCGCAAAGAAGGAGUAUCUCAAACAGCUGGCAGCGUACAGAGCGAGCCUUGUGUCUCAGAGCUACAAUGACCCGGGGGAUGUGAAGGCAUCGCAGGCUUCCCAGAUGCUUGGACCCAAGCCACCAGUUUUCUCUGGUGCUGGUCAGUCUCACCCAGGUCUCUAUAUGAGUCAUCCAUACCACCAGCAGUCAGGACUCAGUUCCCACCUGCCACCAAUGCAGCAGGGCCUUGCCCGAGUCGGCGCGUCCCGGCCCAGCGUGCCCAUGGGCAGCAUGGGCAGCAUGGCGGGCUCAUCCCCCCCUCCUCUGCAGAUCAGCCCACCCUUACAUCAGCAUCUCAGCCUCCACCAGCAACAACAGCAGCUCAGCAGCCACCCGUUGCCCCUGCACUCCCCCUCCAUGGCCCAGGGUUUCCCUCUUCAGGCAGAGUAUCAGAGCAUGGUAAAUGUCACAUCCUCCGGCGGACCCGGUCUGUCCCCUUCAAUGGACUACCGCACUGGCUGCAGGAAUGGACCGACCCAGGGCUUGGACUGGACCUCUGACUACUGCGGCAACGGCGCUCUGCAGAGGGACAAAGCCCUGUAUCUGACCUGAUUGACAUCAUCACCCACACGAUCCUUCAUGCUCACAGGACCAAGGCAGUUCCUCAUCCCAAUCCAGCUAUUUAGGGCCUGAUUAUUCAGGCCUUAUUUUAGACUAGCCACAAUCCACGCAUCAGCAAAACAAUGUUUGAAUGUUUUCUUUCCCAUGGCUCACACUUUAGUACACCGACCGUGGUGGGUGUGGAAUUUGUAUCUCCUUUUAGCUUCUGACAUUCAGACAUAUUUCGGAUCUUUAAAAUAGAAUUCAAAGCAUGAACAUGUAAAUUGUAUGCUAAAUUUGUUUAAAUGCAAUCACCUCGCUAAUGCUAGUGACUUUUUAAUGGCCUCCUAUUGUUCUGGGUCCUCGUUACGUACCUAAUAAUAAUAAGAGGCGGCGUAUGAAAAACUCUAGACUCGUGUUUUGUUGAAGACGGCUCACGGUUUAAGAAAUUGCGUAGGUCAAUUGGCCUCGCGGGAAGGUUGCGUCAGUCCACCGGUUUCUAAGCACUUACUGCUGUGUGUCAGGAACUCCAAGCUCUUACAAACAGCAGAACGAAAACCAAAACAGAACUUAUUUUGUAUAAACAGGAAAAUCGCAUUCUGAAAAAGAGAAAAACCCACACAAAAGAAUGUGGAUGAUAUGACUCCUGCAUUUCUUUCUCACCCCUUUUCUCGUUGUAUCAUUCUUCCUCUCUAUAAUGAUCUUUUCUUGUCAACUGCCUUAGAAAGAGAGAGUUCUGUUGUAAGUAUAAAACAGUGGCUCGUAGGAACGUUACGAGCGACCGGAUGGGUUUCAAACUGUAUAUAAAUCUGUGUUACUCCUAGAGUAUAAGAAUUAAACUUUUUUUCUAGUAACAAUGUGAGAUUUUGAAUUGGGCCGCGCCAGUUCGUUUCAAACUCAAAGAGGGAUAAUCGGCCGAGAGGAGAAAGUGCUUGGCAUGGAAAGUUUGGACUAAAAAGAGACUAAAGAAGUAUUUCUUUGACCAGGUUUAAUAAAGUAAAGGUUGAUUCGGACAACCUGUGAGGUAGCAUGCAAUGAAACGACGAUUCGAGUUCGUUUAAGAAAGUACUAAAGAAAAAGUUUAUUUUGUAUUACGCAAAAUACUUCUUUUGUAUCACUUCUGGCAUAUUGAUUAAUGUCAUCCAAACUAUGUGUAUGAAACUGUCAGAUGCUUAUAUGGUGUUAAUUAGAAGAAACAGUGGCAGAUUGGAGAGUUUGCUGUAUAACCCCGGCAUAUGGCUGAUCAUUACUAUUCCUCUACACUGUGUCUAUAUGAGAUCUUUUUAUGGUACUUGUUUGCGCCUAUUUAUGAAGGAAAAAAUUAACUGUAGGUGUUUCUGAGUAAUUAUGUUAGAGUUCCAGGGAUGUUUUUCUGUUCAUUUGUUUUGACAGAAUCGAUCCAGGCAACAAUGUGAAUAAUUCUUAUUUAGUUUUUAUUGUGUUUGAAAAUAAAUAAAGGCAAACCUGCAUUUUUGUGCAGUAAAUAAUCAAA